Scatophagus argus is the source of this 785-nucleotide messenger RNA. Its product is annotated as gamma-crystallin S-1-like. Gene Ontology annotation, biological process: visual perception; lens development in camera-type eye. The coding region runs from base 1 to 525 and encodes 174 amino acids. NCBI's taxonomy places the organism in Eukaryota, Metazoa, Chordata, Actinopteri, Scatophagidae. The record is from RefSeq and is a predicted model, not a curated record. The transcript has 3 exons. Gene Ontology annotation, molecular function: structural constituent of eye lens.
AUGGAGAAAAUUGUGUUCUACGAGGACCGGGACUUCCAGGGAAAGUCUUAUGACUGCAAAGGGGACUCAGCUGACCUGCAUGGCUACAUCCGCAGAUGCAACUCGGUCAAGAUAGAGGGAGGCUGGUGGGUUCUGUACGAGCGUAACAACUAUAUGGGAUAUCAGUAUAUCAUCGGUCCAGGGGAGUACAAUGAAUACUGCAGCUGGAUGGGCUUCAAUGACUGUGUCAGAUCUUGCAGGAUCAUCAAAAACGCCAAAGGGCCAUACAAGCUGAUGCUAUUCGACCGGCCAAACUUUGAGGGAAAAUCUUUGGAGUUGACAGAAAACAUGAAAUCUGUCCAGGAGAAAUGGCUCAGGCACGAAGUCCUGUCCUGCAAGGUCCUAGAGGGCUCCUGGGUUUUCUAUGAACAUCCCAACUUCUGUGGUCGCCAGUACCUGCUGGAGAAAGGAGAAUAUCGACACCACUCAGAGUGGGGAGCUCUCAAAGCUAUUGUAGCCUCCAUCAGAAGAAUCAUGGAACUGUGAUAUUCAAGCAGUUAAAGAUUCUUGCAAUUCAACGCAUUACAAUAAAUUUCUUUGAUGCUUAUGUUUCUUUGUGACUUUGUCUUAAUUCAAACCUUCUCUUAUUACACAAUAUAUUUUUUUCUCCAUGAUAUUUCUAUGAUUUGUUCUGGCAAUACAGCUAGAGUAUGGCAUAUGAUACUAAUUGCAUGUACUGUUUUCAGUUAUCUGAACAUAGUAAUGCAACUGGUUUUUAGGUUCUUGUGCUUAAAGAAAAAUAUAUG